This is a messenger RNA of Populus euphratica (Euphrates poplar), 568 nucleotides long. RefSeq names its product putative lipid-transfer protein DIR1. Gene Ontology annotation, molecular function: fatty acid binding. Lineage: Eukaryota; Viridiplantae; Streptophyta; Magnoliopsida; Malpighiales; Salicaceae. The record is from RefSeq and is a predicted model, not a curated record. Gene Ontology annotation, biological process: systemic acquired resistance. The transcript has 2 exons. Bases 48 to 407 code for a protein of 119 amino acids.
AUAAAAUCCUGCGAGGUGGAGCAUUACUUGUGCUCUGCAUUGAAGAAAUGGCAACUCCAAUGAAGAACAUUUGCUUUGUUAUGUUUCUUGCAACUCUCAGCAUUGCUUUGUUCAAUCAAGUUGACGGGGCUGGUGAAUGUGGGAAAACCACUACUCCUGACAAAGAGGCAUUCAAGCUGGCUCCUUGUGCAUCAGCAGCACAGGAUGAGAAUGCUUCAGUUUCUAGCCAAUGCUGCGCCCGGGUUAAGAAAAUUGAACAGAAUCCAGCCUGCCUAUGCGCUGUUAUGCUUUCGAGCACAGCUAAGAGCUCUGGAAUCGACCCAGAAAUUGCAAUGACAAUUCCCAAACGUUGCAACAUUGCUGAUCGUCCUGUGGGCUACAAGUGUGGAGCUUACACUUUACCCUGAAGAAUGAAUAGCAUGAACAGCGCUCCCCCUGUAAUGUACUACCAACCUGCUGGAGUUCACAUCCUUAUUGCUAGUUCUUCUAGCUACCAAAUUUAAUGUAACAUCCAGACAUCUGAAUAAUAAAUAAACUGUUGGUGUUUAAUCUCCUUUGGACCGAUCAA